CAUAGAAGUAGAACAGUGUUCUGCAAAAUUUAGGGUUUAAGGUCAGGACCCUGAGAGAAAGAAAGCAGAAAAUCUUGGCGGAAUCAGAACGAUGAACCCGCUAACCCUAGUGAAACGCAUUCAGAACAUCAAUUCCAGAGAAGCCCAAUUAGGGAUUUCAGAGGAGGCUUCGUGGCACGCCAAGUACAAAGACUCCGCCUACGUCUACGUCGGUGGCGUUCCCUUCGAUCUCACCGAAGGCGAUCUCCUCGCCGUUUUCGCACAAUACGGAGAGAUCGUGGAUGUGAAUCUUGUUCGCGAUAAGGCGACUGGGAAAUCCAAGGGGUUUGCGUUUGUGGCGUACGAGGACCAGAGGAGCACUAUUCUUGCUGUGGAUAAUUUGAACGGAGCUCAAAUUUUGGGGCGGACAAUUAGGGUUGAUCAUGUGACUAAGUACAAGAAGAAGGAGGAGGAAGAUGAAGAGGAGGCGCAGCGGAAGAGGGAGGAGCGGGGUGUUUGCCGGGCUUUCCAGAAAGGCGAAUGCACUCGUGGAGAUUCGUGCAAGUUUUCGCAUAAUGAGCAAAGAGCUGCAAACACAGGUUGGGGUGAAAAAGACCCAAAAUGGGGGCGUGACAGUUAUGAGGGCCCAAAAAGGGGUGAUAAAAGAUCUAGCUUCAUUCCGCCAAAUCGUGUUCCAGGGCCAAAAGUUCAGGAAGAGUUCAGAUCAGGGGAUAGAGAUUUGGACUACAGAGGAAAGGGCAACGGGAGGGACUUCGAAAGUCAUCCCAAGCGAAGUGAUGGGAGGGAGCAAAAGAGACUGGGUAGACAGGGGGGUGAUGAUGAAAAGUUUAAACCUAGAUCAAGAGAUCAUGAUAGGGAGGAAGAAAAUAUAUCAAGAAGACGGAGUGUGGAUGAUGAAUCGGGGCCCAAUUCAAGAGAACAUUAUGGUAGGAGAGAAGAACAGAGAUCGAGAAGGCACAAUGAUGAUGAGUUUCAGCCAAAGUCAAGAGAAGAUUAUGAUAGAAAGAAAGAUAAAAGACCCCGAAGGUGUGGUGAUGAUGAGGAACUUGAGCCAAAGCUGAAUUCUAGAGAAGAUCAUGAUAGGAGGGGAGAUGAUAGAAGGGAAAAUAAGAAACUGAGAAGGCAUAGUGAUGAUGGUGAAUUUGAGCUCAAAUCUAAAGAAGAUCGUGGUAGGAGGGAAGAUGAUAGUAGGGAAGAUAAGGAACUAAGAAGGCAUGCUGGUGAUGCUGAUUUUGAUCCAAAAUCUAGUGACAAUCAUGAUAGGAUGGAUGAAAAGAGAUUGAGAAGGCACAGUGGUUAUGAAAAUCGUCCGAAGUCCAGAGAAGAUUAUGAUAGGAGGGAAGAACAGAGCAAUGCCGAUGAAUUUGAUCUGAAGUUGAGAGCAGGCCAGGAUAAGAGGGAAGGAGAGAGCAGAAGGGAUGAAGAUGCUGAGGUUCAGCCAAAGUCUUGUCGUAUGAGUGAAAAGGGAGACUGAGUAGAUGGGUGUGAUGAUAAUCUAGGCCAAGAUCAAAACUUAGAUCAUUGAAAAGAAGGGAAGAGAAGAAUACAAGUACCACAAAGGAAGGACCAGAAUCCUAUAUGGAAAAAUAUUGAUACAAGAGGGGACACAUUAAUGAACUAAUGGGUAACAACCAUCACAAAAAGAGAAAUAAUGAUUUAAAUCAAAUAUGGUGCUCUUUCCAUCUUUGGCAUCCCUUGUGUGCAAUAAGAUCACUCCUGUUAAGCAAUGUGAGACUUGUUUCUUUUUUCUUGUGUAAGCUAAUAUCCUAACUAUGUUUCCAUUGAUUUGUUGUGUUUGUUUUUUCUAUUAGGUUUUUGUUGGUGUUUCUCUUGGAUGAGAUUUAAUUGAUAUGUGCAUUUGACUAGCAAUGUUGUAACUCUGCAUAAAAUCAUUUCUUGAUUUGCAGUUUAUCAUGCUUGCUGAAGUCCAUUUGAAUAGGAGAGUUGUAUGUGUA
Pyrus x bretschneideri (Chinese white pear) is the source of this 1955-nucleotide messenger RNA. RefSeq names its product zinc finger CCCH domain-containing protein 25-like. Gene Ontology annotation, biological process: mRNA splicing, via spliceosome. Lineage: Eukaryota; Viridiplantae; Streptophyta; Magnoliopsida; Rosales; Rosaceae. Gene Ontology annotation, molecular function: RNA binding; metal ion binding. Gene Ontology annotation, cellular component: U2 snRNP; catalytic step 2 spliceosome; precatalytic spliceosome. The record is from RefSeq and is a predicted model, not a curated record.